AUGUGUGUCUCUCUCUCGAAUGAGCGUCUUCGUGCGCAUGCGGGUUCCGGGGUUCCUUAUAUAGGGCCCGCCGUUGAGGCGCAUGCGCGUCACGGCCCAGUGGCGGUGCGCGAGAAAGCCCGCCGGUUUGGUUUCCACGGCAACGGGAGGCUCGCGCGACGGAGGGAGGCGGGGCGGGGGAGGGGAGGAGUUGGAGGAGAGAACCAGGCGCCAUUUUGGAUCUGGAGGAGCUUCAGUGGAAAUAUGACCAAGUGGCAGUAUAAGACUCCUGUGGAAUGGCUGGGUUAUGUGAAUAAGGAAGUCAUAGUGCGAGCGGCAGAAAGACAUGAAUAUAAGGGAUGGGUUUUAACAGUGGACCCAGUCUCGGCCAACAUUCUUCUGGCAAAUGUUUCUGAGAAUGGGAAAACGUCUAUCUUGGCCGUUUUGGGGCAUGCAGUGCAGGAGGUUGAAACAGUGGCUGAAGCAGAUGAUGAGAUGAAGGAGAAGCUUGCACACCUUUUCAUGCCUGAAAAAAGCCAAACUUAUAGUCAUGAAGAGUUGGAUCAAAAGAAAAACAGUUUGAAGAGCUGGCUGGAGAAAAACCAUAUCCCUGUAGAAGAACAAGGAGAAUCUCGGUCAACGUUGUGUGUGGCAGGGGUGUUAAUCAUUAACCCUCCAUAUGGGCCAAAAGACUGCAGCAGUUCCAAUGAAAUAAUCUUGUCUAGGGUUCAACAAUUAAUAGAAACUUAUCUUGCACUUCAACAAUGAUGGAUACAACUGCAAAACCUAUGUAGUUUUUAAAUCUUUUCCCUCACCUAGGGCUAAUUUUAUAUAUUUUCAUAUGAAAGUAAGUAUUGUCAUUUCUUUUCCUUUUGCAUUCUGGAAAAAUUCACUUUUUUAAAAUAAAACUAGUAAAUAUACCCAGCAUUGCCAAGGUAUGCAUUUUUUGUGCCUCAUUCUCUUCUUCCCCCAUUUCCCUCAUAUACCUUCUCCCUCUUUUCUUUCUUUCCUUCAUUCCCUGCUUUCCCUCAUACAUCUUCGCCCUUCUUUUUCUUUCUUUUCUCUUCCCUUUUCUUUCUUCUUUCCCUUUCCUCCCUUUUCCUUCCUUCCCCCUCAUACCUUUCCCCUUCCCUUCCUUCCCUUUUUCUUUCUUCUCCCCUUUUUUCCUUACUUCAUUCCUUCCUACUCUCUUCCUUUCCUUUAUUUUCCUUUCUCUCUCAUUCCUUCCUUCUUGGGUUUCUGAAUCAUGUAACACAAUAUAGAGCCAAAAAAAUCUAAGCAAACAUGCUGUUUUCAAUUUGUUUAUAAUAUCUAUAAAUGUUGAAACUCCUUCAGCUGCUAUGCCCCCCUCCAGGUUUUUAGAUUUCCAGGAAAGGGGUAUGUUUCAAGGUUAGACUAUGGCAAUCAUAGUAAUAUUUGACAGUGUUAGCCCCCAAAAUACCUACCUUUGCAGAUUGACAGCACCCUGACUCAAAUUUUUGGAAGAUGCGGAAGAUUGGGGUAUUUUCAAGUGACAUCUGCAGAGCUCACUUGAUUGGGAGACACAUCAAAACCACUGUUCUAAAACCUGUUUUGGCAGCUCCAUGACCAAAGUGGUUCUAAGGUGCUAGGAAUCAAUGCACUUUGAAAUUACAUCUGUAGUGUUCUCUUAGUUAGGGGCACCUUGAGAAAACUGGGGGGAUCUCUCCAGUACUUGCUUUUCAAUCUGUGGCUCCCCAGGUGUUUUGGCCUUCAACUCCUAGAAAUCCCAACAGCUGGUAAGCUCAGAGUUGUAAGCCAAAACACCUGGGGACCCACAGGUUGAGAACCAUUGUUUUAGAAGGUGAUAACCAGUCAUUCCUGGCAUAAAUAUGCACAACCAGUAGUUAUACAAUUCUAUGUCCAGCUUAUGAUUUCAUGAUUGUUGAGCAAGAUGUCAGCCAAUCUUUGCAGAAUGUGAUACUGCAGUAGCUUGUGGCAAAAUAGUAUUAAUUAUCCCCUUGAAGCCACUGCCUAUGCAAAUAAACUUCCAGCUGAAGCCUUUUAAUUGUUAUGAAGCAUUAGUGAAAAUUUAGACUUUAUUUAGCCUUCAAAAUUCCACCUUAUUGCACAUUCAUGGGGCUAGUUGUUGUGUGCCUUCCAAGUUGUUUCCUACUUACGGUGACCCUAAAGUGAAUUUAUUUUCCAGGACUGAAAGUGUCAUUCGCCUGAGGUCACUCAGCAGGUUUCCAUAUCAGAAUUUAGCGUGGGGUGAUGUGAUUUAAGGAGAAGCUUAAAGCUGUUUGUACAAACUUGAAAGAUUAUAUCUAAUUUAAAAGUCGAUUCCUGGCUGUUGAACACCACCAACCAUAGUUUAACCAUACAAAUCCACCCACGAUGUUAGAGCUAGAGACAAGUAGUUUGUUGACUGUGUGACUGGCUUGACAUGAAUUUGGGCUUAGGUUUCACAGACUAGUACUGACGCGCAGUCUUUCCCUAAUUUGUUUCUUGAAAAAAUAUCAAACAAAAUAAGACUGAAAAUUUAAUGAACAUAUCAUUUUAUUAAUAAAUUUUACCUGUCACUAGUGAGCUCUCAAGGUGAAAUACAGUACUUCCUCAAUGCAAUUUGUUGCUAGACCAAAACAGUGAUUAUGCAUUCCACCCCCCCAAUUACUAAUUUUUUAAGAAAAAUCUUUAAAUACUGCACACUGGGAACAUCUGUCAAAGGACUGACAAUACUCAUAAGGCAUGCCCUUAAUUUUGGCAGGUUUGAACUAUGCAAGUGGAUUGUGCUUGUUUAUAAAAAGCUGCCAUGCUGAUCAACUAACUCCAUAGGGUAUAACAGUCUGUAUUUUUUAAAAAAAACACAACCUCCUUGUACAUAACUCUCUAUGUAAGGUUUUGCGGGCUUGGAAGCCAGCAGUGCUCCAACAUGGAUGUAGUAGCAUUAGCAUUUAGCUCACAUUGGCAAAGACCGCUCCACUUCAUUCCUAUGGAAACAACUACAUGUCCCUAGGGUAGCUAAGUAUAGUUUAAACGAGUGAGGGAAGAAGAACCUUCUUUAUUAUCCUUUAAGAAGGAUAAUAAAACACUUUUGCUUUAACAAGUUGUAAUUAGAGCCCAGACUACACACACAUUUCAAUUUAUAUACAACUUUGUGCUAGAGGCAAUAGCCAACGAAGAGUAUCCAAUUCGUAUUUGAAUUUGGCAGUAUCCAAUUCAUAUUUGAAUUUGAUCAGGUGGGGACAGGAUUAAGUUUGCUGAAACAAAGCGAUUCCUUUUAGCAUUUAGAAAAAUAAACAGACACUUGCUGUUGUAAACAUUGUACCCUGCUUUUUAAAGGAGGGCAAGAUUAAACUGAUUGUGUUAUAGUGUGCCUUCACUCCAGAUUCUGUCAGAGAAAGUUAAUUCUUUAUAGGACAUGUUGUUGUUCAUUCAUUAUAGGAUAUAAAUAGCGAAAAAAUGCACAAGGACUGAUCAAAAUCAUUUUUUGUAUCUCAGUUGAAAUGCUCUUCAAAGUGAAUGUUCUAGUAUCCCUUCGACCUUACUACACAGAGGGGUCCUUGUGGAAAUAAAAUAUUUUUCAUACAAA
This is a messenger RNA of Anolis sagrei ordinatus, 3529 nucleotides long. It is a transcript of the gene GEMIN6, whose product is annotated as gem nuclear organelle associated protein 6. Gene Ontology annotation, biological process: spliceosomal complex assembly; spliceosomal snRNP assembly. NCBI's taxonomy places the organism in Eukaryota, Metazoa, Chordata, Lepidosauria, Squamata, Anolidae. Gene Ontology annotation, cellular component: nucleus; SMN complex. The record is from RefSeq and is a predicted model, not a curated record.